This is a messenger RNA of Branchiostoma floridae (Florida lancelet), 2100 nucleotides long. RefSeq names its product metalloendopeptidase OMA1, mitochondrial-like. Bases 173 to 1531 code for a protein of 452 amino acids. Gene Ontology annotation, cellular component: mitochondrial inner membrane. The record is from RefSeq and is a predicted model, not a curated record. Gene Ontology annotation, molecular function: metalloendopeptidase activity. Gene Ontology annotation, biological process: protein quality control for misfolded or incompletely synthesized proteins; mitochondrial protein processing. The transcript has 8 exons. Lineage: Eukaryota; Metazoa; Chordata; Leptocardii; Amphioxiformes; Branchiostomatidae.
AUAUGGCAGCCCCCGGUAACCAGGAAGUUUCGUAAAGUUUGCCUUGGCUUUUCUUGCUUAUUGUCGUGUUUUUCGGUGGAUUGGUGGGCUUAAAACAGGCUAGUCUUGUACACAGUAUUCUUUAUGUAAUGAGGCUUUUAAAAACGCAUUUUUAGUCAAGUAGAUAUUCAAUAUGUUCGUGUUUGGGCGAACGGCAGGGUCUGUGUUCUGCUCGGUCGGAAAACAAUCUUGGCCACAAACAGCAGUGAGACAGUUUAGGUUUACUACGAACGGAAAACUACCUCAGAACGUAGAGAAAGGACAGAGGAGACUCUUGCAGGUGCGGAGAUCUGCAGGUGAUGUCAGGACAGCUGUAUCAGCAGGUGCCGCCAGGUGUUUUCACACCUCAGCCAGGUGUUCAGCCCCGCCCCUCUUUUGGCUCCUCUUCAAACCGAUCGCCAAGAUUUCAGCUGUUAUAAGUGGGCGGGUGUUCAGGAAGUGGUGGAAGGUCCUUCCUAAGGAGAAGCGAGGAGACAUAUUUGCCGGCCACCUGAGGAGACACUAUGGAAAGUACCUGGGGAUGGCGGCAGUCAUCGGUGGCACCGUUACUGUGUACUACUUCACUCACCUGCAGCGCACACCUAUAACCAACAGGGAGCGCUUCAUCGCAUUCACAUCAGACCAGUUCAGCAGUAUAGCAGAUGUGGAGUAUAACAUGCAUUUAGAGCAGUUUGGAGAAGACCUGGUCGGCCCUGACCACCCAGGGUACCAGCUUGUGUCCAAUGUCACCAACUGGCUGGUCAAGAACAAUCAGGACAUUCCACAGGUCAGAGACAUCACCUGGACAGUACAUGUGGUCAAUCAACCGGUCAAGAACGCCUUUGUUCUACCUCAUGGACAGAUCUUUGUGUUUGGAGGGAUGUUGGAGACUGUGACCAACCCUCACCAGCUGGGUAUCAUCCUGGGGCAUGAGAUGGCUCAUGCUAUCCUGGGUCAUGCUGCAGAGCAGGUGAGCUUCCUACAGUUGGUGGACUGCCUGUCCAUCUGUGUUGUGGCUGCCAUCUGGGCCUUCUUCCCUUCUGACUGGAUGGCUCUGCUGUCACACUGGCUACAGAACAAGUUUGCAAAGCUGCUGCUGGAGAUGCCUUACAGCAGGAUGCUGGAGACAGAGGCAGAUGAAGUGGGGCUGCAGCUGGCUGCCAAGGCCUGCUUUGAUGUUCGUGAGAGUGCUGCAUUCUGGGAACGAAUGGCCCUUCAGGAUGACAUGGAUGAAAAGCUGGACCUGGACUGGCUGUCCACACAUCCCACACAUGAUACGAGAGCACAGCACCUUGAACAGCUGCUGCCACAGGCCAUAGAGUUGAGGAAGUCCUGCCAAUGCUUGCCCUUGAGUUCCGAAGAUCCCAUUCUUCCCUUCCGUACGUUGAGAGAGGGCCUGAAGACGGGUGCAGUCCAGACUGCCAAAGUGCUCAUCAGGAAUCCGCUGCUCGAGACUACAACUCAGGGAGCACCUGUCCGCGCAAACAAACUCACUGAUGAAAAGUCCUCAUAGUUUAUCUCUCAAUCACGAGUUAUUCACUUACAUGUGCUGUAUAUGUCUUUUUAUGUAGAUUUUUAUGUGUGCAUUUUGAGCAUCAAUACGAAAUAAUAUAUUAAGGCUAAACUGUACAAUGGUUUGUAUGAUUGAAGUGUGGAUAGUAAGUUUUGGAGACAAAAUUGACAUAAUCAUGUUGUUUUAAUGUGUGAUUUAAGUUAUGUUACAAGCAAUUCCAGAUCAAAACAGUGUUUAGUAGUAGUAGUUAAUAUGAAAGUUAUUAUUUUGUUUAAAAUGAAUGGAAAUGAAAAGGAAGUCUUAAGCCAAACAAGAAGGGAAUGCAAAAUAAAUGAGCAUAAAAAGAGCUAGAAUAUAUGGACAAAUAUGUUAACCGGUAAAAGACAUUACCCCUUUUCCUACUGUAGAUUUUACACAGUACUGCUAUCAUGUAUCAAGAAACAAAUCCAUAAGUUUGAUCUGUAACUUUUUAACUUCACAAUUAAUCAUACUUUUGGAAGUAGUCUUUUGAGAUUUGUGAUUUACCUAGGAGGUAUUUUUGAAUUGUAAUAAACUAUAUUCUCUCUAAA